Messenger RNA from Fraxinus pennsylvanica, 318 nucleotides. Lineage: Eukaryota; Viridiplantae; Streptophyta; Magnoliopsida; Lamiales; Oleaceae. The record is from the annotation of a GenBank genome assembly.
AUGGGGAGAAAAAUAUUGAACGAUGCCUCGAGAACAAUCGUCAAUGUCGAAAAGAGAGGAUUCGCUUCGGUGGAGCUCAAGCCUGUCUCCAACGUCAUGGCUUCCUUCAUUCAAAUCAUGAAACAUGAUAUCAAGGCUCCUAAUAUCAAGAAUUACAAAACAGACACUCUUCCUACUGAUCAGGGAUGGGGGAAUAUAAACACCGGUGAGUGUAGUAUGGAAAACUUGGAGCAAAAAAAUUCAAGCGGUGAUGGUGGCGGCACCGACUCCUCAUCGUUGUUGAUCCUAGACGUCACAGCAGCGUUCUUCAGCCUCUGA